Messenger RNA from Rhododendron vialii, 2796 nucleotides. RefSeq names its product G-type lectin S-receptor-like serine/threonine-protein kinase B120. The record is from RefSeq and is a predicted model, not a curated record. The coding region runs from base 112 to 2658 and encodes 848 amino acids. NCBI's taxonomy places the organism in Eukaryota, Viridiplantae, Streptophyta, Magnoliopsida, Ericales, Ericaceae. Gene Ontology annotation, biological process: recognition of pollen; protein phosphorylation. Gene Ontology annotation, molecular function: protein serine/threonine kinase activity; ATP binding. The transcript is spliced from 7 exons.
CUUCUGCUUUAAAACUUCAUUCCAAUUUCCAGAUGAUCGAUUAUCUUCCAAAUAUUUAGAUUUUUUUUUUAGUUUAUCUGCAAACACGCCUCCAAAUAUUUAGAUUGUAAAAUGGGAAUAAGUUCAAGAGCCCCAACAAGUACUUUUUGUUGGUCUGCCUUGUUUAUGUUCUUUUAUUUUUUCCUAUUCUGUUCUGCAGCAAACAACAUCACACAGGGCCAAUCGAUUAGAGAUGGCGAAACCAUUAUCUCUGCAGGCCAAAAGUUUGUUCUUGGGUUUUUCAGUCCGGAAAAUUCAACAUACAGAUAUGUCGGGAUAUGGUUCGACCAGAUUCCGAUGCAAUCAGUCGUUUGGGUCGCAAAUAGAGAGAACCCCAUAUCAGGUGAAGCUGGAGUAAUGAAACUCGAAGACAACGGGAAUCUGGUGGUUUUAGAUGGGAAUGGAAAUUCAGUGUGGUCUAGUAAUACCUCAUCUGUAUCAAAUAGAACUACCGCGAUUUUAGGGGACACUGGCAAUCUAAUUCUCUCAAGCAGUGAUCUUAUAGGUGAUCCAAAUAAGGCCUUUUGGCAGAGCUUUAAUGAUCCGACCGAUUCGUAUCUACCUGACAUGAGAGUCCACAUGAAUGUUGAGUCAGGAGAGAACCGCGUUUUCACUUCUUGGAAAACUGCUAGUGAUCCCUCUCUUGGACAAUACUCGAUGGGAGUCGACCCACGUGGAUCACCACAGAUUGUGAUAUGGAAUGGUUUAAACCGGCGUUGGAGAAGUGGGCAUUGGAAUGGACUGAUUUUCACCGGUGUUCCGACCAUGAAGGCUAUCUAUUUGUUUGGUUUUAAGCUUUUUAACGAAGGAAACGGUAACUUGUACUUUACGUAUACGAAAGCAAACAGUUCUGAUCUAGUUUGGUUUCGGAUAAGGUGGGAUGGAAACGAGGAGCAGCUGUGGUGGAACCAAGAGAGGAAUGAAUGGAGCACUGUUCAGUUGCAGCCUGCUAAUGAUUGUGAGGCGUAUAACAAGUGUGGAAGUUUUGGAAAUUGUUUUGCGACGGAAUCUCCUAUGUGCAGUUGUAUGGAAGGGUUUGUGCCGAAGGAUGCGAACCAGUGGGGUAGAGGAAAUUGGACAGGCGGGUGUGUUAGAAGGACCGAUUUACAGUGUGGAACGAAUAGCACUGCGACUGGAGAAGUAGACGGGUUUUUGAAGAUUGAGGGAGUGAAGUUGCCGGAUUUUGCAGACUCGAUGGAGGCAGCGAAUGGGAACGAUUGUGAAGAGGAGUGUUUGAAGAAUUGUUCGUGCAAUGCAUACGCGUUUGUGAGUGGGAUCGGUUGCAUGACAUGGAGUGGAGAAUUGACGGAUAUUCAGCAUUUUGUCGAAGGGGGGAGUGAUCUGUACAUCCGCCUUGCUAAUUCUGAAUUAGGUAACAAAAGCAAAAUUUCCAAGCUCGUGAUAAUCGUGAUUGUAGUACUGGGAACAUUCUUCCUCUGUGUAUCUCUUUGGCUAAUUUGGAGGUUCAGAACAAAAGUGAAAGUUACAGCAGUCUCAACUUCACGGUGGAAGAACCAUCAAUCGCAAACGAAUGACGCAAGAAGUAGCGAAUUUUCAACAGAUUUCUCAGGACCAGACGAACUUGGUGUUGACAGGCAUCAGUGUCAUGCACCAGAAUUUUCAGUGGUUAGCUUUAGAGAUAUAGCUGCUGCAACGGACAACUUCUCCGAUGAAAAUAAGCUUGGAAAGGGAGGGUUCGGCAUUGUCUAUAAGGGAAAACUUUCAGGUGGAGAAGAAAUAGCUGUAAAGAGGCUUUCGAAACAGUCAGGACAAGGUUUGGAGGAGUUCAAAAACGAGAUUAUAUUAAUCGCAAAAUUGCAGCACAGAAAUCUUGUUAGACUUCUGGGCUGUUGCACAGAAGGUGAUGAAAGAAUGCUCAUUUACGAAUACAUGCCAAACAAAAGCUUGGACUCAUUUCUUUUUGAUCCGACUAAGCAAGAAAAAAUAGACUGGAGAAAACGCUUCACAAUCAUUGAAGGGAUUGCACGGGGACUUCUGUAUCUUCACCGAGAUUCAAGACUCAGGAUAAUCCAUAGAGAUCUAAAAGCUAGCAACAUUUUGUUGGAUGAAGAGAUGAACCCCAAAAUUUCCGACUUUGGCAUGGCCAAAAUUUUCGGAAGAAACGAAAGUGAAGCAAGCACAAGCCGAGUUGUUGGGACAUAUGGCUAUAUGGCUCCCGAGUAUGCAAUGGAAGGUUUAUUCUCAUUGAAGUCCGACGUCUACAGCUUUGGAGUAUUGCUACUAGAGAUCAUAAGUGGUCGAAGAAACAGAAGUUUACGCUCCCCAGAAUACUCAAACAUUAUCGGUUAUGCGUGGGAUUUAUGGGAUUCUGGGAAAGCAAUGGAGUUGAUUGAUCCUUCUGUCGCGGGUUCGUGUCACCCAAACGAAGCGUUGAGAUGCAUACAUGUGGCGAUGCUAUGCGUGCAAGACUCAGCAGGUGAUAGACCGACCAUGUCGUCGGUAGUGCUGAUGUUGGAGAGUGAAAAUGCUACACUGCCAAUUCCUAGACAGCCCACUUUCACAUCAAUGAGGAGCUCUCGUGGCGUAGACGUGUUGAAGGAAAGCCAAGAUGUUGCAUCCUCAAACGAUGUGACAAUUAGCCUCAUCAUUGGUAGAUAACCAAACUAUUUUCCUCUGUUUUUCUCCAUCUUAUCGAGAGGGAUGCUAGGGAGUUUUUGUCGAUCAAAUUUGAUGAAUCUUUACUUCAGAGCUGCACAAGCUUUGGCCAGAAAUUUUUUGUUAACUAUUUUUUGUGUG